Numida meleagris (helmeted guineafowl) is the source of this 857-nucleotide messenger RNA. RefSeq names its product phosphodiesterase 1B (gene PDE1B). Lineage: Eukaryota; Metazoa; Chordata; Aves; Galliformes; Numididae. The record is from RefSeq and is a predicted model, not a curated record. Gene Ontology annotation, molecular function: 3',5'-cyclic-nucleotide phosphodiesterase activity. Gene Ontology annotation, biological process: signal transduction.
GAUGUUCCGCCGGACGUACACGGCCGUGGGGCCCAGCUACUCCACCUCUGUCCUCAACUGCCUGAAGAGCCUCGACCUGUGGUGCUUCGACGUCUUCGCUCUGAACCGGGUGACGGAGGAGCACUCCCUGCGGACCAUCGUCUACGAGCUCUUCACCCGACACAACCUCAACAGUCGCUUCAAGAUCCCCGCCGUGUUCCUCACCACGUUGCUGGACGCGCUGGAGGCCGGCUACGGGAAGUACCGGAACCCCUACCACAACCAGGCGCACGCUGCCGACGUCACCCAGACCGUCCACUGCUUCCUGCUCCGUACCGGCAUGCUGCACUACCUGACGGAGAUCGAGGUCCUGGCCAUCAUCUUCGCUGCCGCCAUCCACGACUACGAGCACACGGGCACCACCAACAGCUUCCACAUCCAGACCAAGUCGGACUGUGCCAUCCUCUACAACGACCGCUCGGUGCUGGAGAACCACCACAUCAGCGCCGUGUUCCGCAUGAUGCAGGACGACGAGAUGAACAUCUUCGUCAACCUCACCAAGGACGAGUUCGCGGAGCUGCGGGCCCUGGUCAUCGAGAUGGUCCUGGCCACCGACAUGUCCUGCCACUUCCAGCAGGUGAAGUCCAUGAAGACGGCGCUGCAGCAGCUGGAGCGGAUCGACAAAUCCAAGGUGCUGUCGCUGCUGCUGCACGCGGCCGACAUCAGCCACCCCACCAAGCAGUGGGCGGUGCACAGCCGCUGGACCAAAGCGCUGAUGGAGGAGUUCUUCAGGCAGGGUGACAAAGAGGCCGAGCUGGGGCUGCCCUUCUCGCCCCUCUGCGACCGCACCUCCACGCUGGUGGCCCAGUCUCAGAUCG